AUAUUAGCGAGGUCAGUGACAUUCGGAAAGAGGUUAUAAUAUUGUUAUGAAUUACGGAAUACGUAUAUCCAAAGGAAGGAAAUAAUUAAAACUUAAAUAUAUUUAUGAGAUCUGUCCUUAAUUUCUUAGGCGAUGGCGUCUCUGCUUAUUAAUGCUUUAAAAAAAAUUCACAUUUCUACUCCUCAAAUAAGAUCUUGUUUCUUUUCAUCAUCAGCUAUAUGUUCCAAUAAUCUAACUAUUACAAAAAAAGAUUGGAAAUAUCCCCCUCAAUAUACUAAACCUCGGGAGGUAUGGAUCGAAAAUAUGGACACAGUAGAAGAGAAGAAAUUGGGACUUUUUGAAUUGCAUCCUUUAGUGUAUGCUGCAACACCUCGUAUUGAUAUAAUUCAACGCAAUGUAAUGUGGCAAAGGAAGUUUCGGUGGGUUUCAUGGGCUCACACUAAAACGCGAGCGGAGGUUAGAGGUGGAGGCAAAAAGCCUUGGGCACAGAAAGGACUAGGAAAAGCGCGACAUGGGUCCAUUAGAUCACCUUUGUUUCGUGGCGGUGGUGUCGCACAUGGCCCCAGAGCUGGAAAAACACACUUUUUCAUGUUACCAUUUCAUUUGCGGAUUCACGGCCUCACAUCUACAUUAUCUGCAAAGUUGGCUCAAGAUGACUUACAUGUUGUUAAAGAUUUAGAAUUACCUUCUGAUGAGCCAGAAUACUUAAUUGACCUUAUUCAGUCAAGAAAUUGGGGCCCAUCUGUACUUAUUGUUGAUGAUACUGAUUAUGCACCAAGAAAUUUAACUGUAGCAAGUGAUAGUUUACCACAUGUUAACAUAAUGCCAGUGUAUGGUCUCAAUGUUUAUUCAAUGUUGAAACAUGAUACACUCAUUCUGACUCAGUCUGCUGCUGAAAAGAUUGAAGGAAGAAUACUUCACCACAUGCAUUCAGAUACUAAAAAGCAACAGGCUGAAUUCAAACUUGAUCAAGUAUAAUGUUUAAUAUAAUGUAAAUAAAACAGUUUUAGUUUA
This is a messenger RNA of Pieris rapae (cabbage white), 1014 nucleotides long. RefSeq names its product 39S ribosomal protein L4, mitochondrial (gene mRpL4). The transcript has 2 exons. The coding region runs from base 133 to 978 and encodes 281 amino acids. Gene Ontology annotation, cellular component: ribosome. Gene Ontology annotation, molecular function: structural constituent of ribosome. The record is from RefSeq and is a predicted model, not a curated record. Lineage: Eukaryota; Metazoa; Arthropoda; Insecta; Lepidoptera; Pieridae. Gene Ontology annotation, biological process: translation.